AUGGCUUCCAACGGAACUACGACUAAUGGUGGUGGUGGUGGCUCAAACCCCGAGAUCAUCCUCUACACGAACCACGGAUGUCCAUGGGCACACCGAGCCCACAUCGCCCUGAAAGAGCUGGGUCUUCCAUACAAGGAGGAGAUCAUUCCGUUGGACAAGCCUCGUGAGGCGUGGUAUUUGAAGAUCAAUCCGCGCGGUCUUGUCCCUAGCAUCAACUACGACGGCCACAUCAUCACCGAGUCGGCCGUCGUCACUCAAUUCCUGGCCGACGCCCACCCAGCCCAGCUACUCCCACCAACGACCUCCGUGUCUAGCGCCCUUUUCCGGGCCCGCGUCGCGUUCUUCGUCGACGCGUUCAUCACGAAAGUCCUACCACAUCUCUUUGGCGGCGUACGCGCCCAGACCGAUUCCGAGAAAGAUGCCUCUGCAGAGGAACUGCUUCGUGCGGUCAUCAAGGAAGUCGAGCCCCUGUUCACUUGGGAUACGACGAAGGGGCCCUAUUUUGGAGGGAAUGAGCAUUUUACUCUUGCUGAGGUCCAAACCGGUCCUUUCGUCCUUCGGCUCCUAGCGUUUCUCAAACCCCAGUACGGCCUCCUCAGUCCGAAACUCGACGCCCUCCUCGACGAACAGGCGCCCAAAUUCAAGGCCUGGGCGGCGCAGGUCGUCAAGCAGCCUAGCGUCACGUAUAUUUGGGACGAGCGGGGCGUGGCGGAGAAGACCAAGGCGAGAUUUGCACAGCUGGCCGCGGAGAAGAAGUUGUAG
Messenger RNA from Capronia coronata CBS 617.96, 762 nucleotides. Its product is annotated as glutathione S-transferase. Bases 1 to 762 code for a protein of 253 amino acids. The transcript is spliced from 3 exons. NCBI's taxonomy places the organism in Eukaryota, Fungi, Ascomycota, Eurotiomycetes, Chaetothyriales, Herpotrichiellaceae. The record is from RefSeq and is a predicted model, not a curated record. Gene Ontology annotation, cellular component: cytoplasm.